Messenger RNA from Zophobas morio, 957 nucleotides. RefSeq lists its product as uncharacterized. Gene Ontology annotation, molecular function: oxidoreductase activity. The transcript is spliced from 6 exons. The record is from RefSeq and is a predicted model, not a curated record. The coding region runs from base 356 to 907 and encodes 183 amino acids. NCBI's taxonomy places the organism in Eukaryota, Metazoa, Arthropoda, Insecta, Coleoptera, Tenebrionidae.
GGCAAAAGGUCUUCAUAUCCGAACCAACUCCGUUGUUACUAAAAUUAUUUCCAAGAGACUUGAUAAGCUAAAAGCUGGCAGUAAUAAAGCUAUUAAGCCAGUAGAUUACUCGACCAUCAGAAAGAAUAAUAAUAAUAAUAAAAGGGAAUUAAAUAAACAUGAUAACUACGAAAGUAACUUCCAAGCCGUGAGUGUUAUUUUAGAAAGCGGCGAAACACUUUCUGCAGAUUCUGUAUUAGUUACAGUCUCUUUGGGAGUCCUGAAGAGCAAGCUUAUAACGUUUGAGCCUCCUCUUCCUCAAUGGAAGCAAGAAGCCAUCGAUCGUUUAGGCUUUGGUCAGUUGAAUAAAGUCGUUAUGCAAUUUUCAAGUAUAUUUUGGGAAGAAGAUUACGACGUGUUUGGUCUUCUCCAAAAGGAGUUAAGCGAGCGUGGAGAUUUCUAUAUGGUUUGGAAUUGCGUGAAAUGCUAUGGAUUACCGAUCUUGAUGGCCAUCAUCGCUGGUAGUAAUGUAGCUUUAUAUGAAGAGAUGGCGGACCACCUAGUAGUGGCAAAAGUUAUGUUUUUGUUAAGAAGAUCCUAUCCAGAAGCACCAGAUCCUCUCUGCUAUAAAAUCACCCGCUGGGGUAAAAAUAGAUUAGUUCAAGGCGCCUAUUCGUACAUCCCCGUCGGAUCCUCUGGAAAAGAAUAUGAUUUAUUAGCAGAUUGUGUGGACGACAUCAUUUACUUUGCUGGAGAACAUACUUCAAAAAAAUAUUGCACUACUUGCGCCGGCUCGUUUGUCAGCGGAAUUAAAGCAGCGGCUGAUAUAAUCCAGCGGCAGCAGUUUACACAAUUUUUAAGGACUCAUACGAACCAUAGUACCAGCGACAGCAAAAAUAUGUCAAAGUGCAAAAGAAGAAAGCACUAGUAAAAACAAGUUUUUUAUCAAUAUUGACCAUCUACGGCAUUUCUCCAAGC